AUGGCGGCCUCGGUGGGCUCACAAAACCAUCCGUCCGUGUAUCCGAAUCACCAAAAUAGUCUUGGAAGUUUGAUAAGCCAGCAACAUGGCACCAACAUUGGAAUAACGCUUGGGACACUGUUUGGAGGAUUUAUUCUUGGUGUGAUUGUAACUGCUGUCGCAACGACCCUGAUGUACAGAAGAUUAAAAUGUCGAACACCAAACAGAAAGGAACCAGACGUUAUGUUUGUAGAAAAUAGAGAAGACGGUACAGCCGAUGGUGCUCAAAUUUCUUUUACAAAUAAUAAGAAGCAAAUUGUUGCAACAUUAUCCCCAUACUCUUUUGCUAAAGAAACACAAGGAUACAAUUUGUCUAGCAAACAAGAAGAUGAAAGGACCGACGACGUCUACAAUCAUUUACACGAACAGAAAGAACAAGAUGACGACAAUUACGACCACGCAUGCGCUGUGCCCAAUCUUAUUACAGAUCUCUCUGAUUACAGUAAUAUACAGGAUACAGCCACUUUUCAUACAUCACCGUCAAAAGAUGGAGACGACUAUUCGUCAUUAAGAAAUUGAAUUAGUAAAGAUCGUCAAUAUGUUUAUGAGUGAGUUAAAAUAUCGAUCUGUUAAGGCAAUCAAUCUAUAACGACCACAUUUUGUACAUAAUAAAUGAAUGGUCCGAUAUUCUUAAUCAUGAUAUCAUUUAAAAGAUAUUAUCAAAUAAAAAUACUCCACUAAAGGUAUUUUCAAAAAUUACACCUUCUGUCUUGCAUUGAAGUCUUUGGGCAACGUAUGUUUUAUUAAGAUACUGUAAAAAGUAAUUUAAAAUUCGCACAACUCUAAUGGCUAGUACAUGCAUAAACUUUUUCUUUAUUAUAAUAUAAAAUAACAUAAAUCAUUAAGCGCAGAUAUUUUGACAAAAUUAAACAUUUUCUUUAUUUUUCAUCAAGGUGUGAUAACUUUAUAAAAAAUUAAGGUGCAAAAUGACAGGCUUCUUAUCUGUUAUCAGUAAUGUGAAUUUGGUUCAUUUCACUUUCAUUAUUAUGUUGCAAUACAUAUUAUUAAAUUAGUUUAAAAUGAUUCAAAAUUGUUCAAUCGCUUUUCAUUAUACAUCAAAUACCUUAAAACACAUUAUAUAUUGAACUCAAAAUAAUGGAAUUUAUUACAGUCUAACGCAAUUAUUAUGAUAUGAUUUAUAGAAAAUAUUUCAUCAAUCAUUUACCAAUAUAACCAUGUCAAUAAACAAAGCAUUAAUAUUGUAUGAAAAUUAUGUUUGUUUGCAUUUUGACAUAAAAGAAAAAGGGGUUAAUUUAUAGGUAGAAGUAAACAAUUCAAAAUUAUUACCACAUUGUCUAUCUCCUUAAUAUAUUAUUUUCAACCCUUUAUGAAAAAAAAUAAUGUACAUGUACAAGAUAAUGAUUGUGUGGGAGUUGGUUAGUCAGUCAGAUUUAACAAAAAGGGAAUAGGAAGCAGGCAAUGAAAAAAGUCAGUCUUUAAGGUGUCGUUAACAUGUACCCAUUCAAUUAUGUAAUU
Magallana angulata is the source of this 1515-nucleotide messenger RNA. RefSeq lists its product as uncharacterized. The transcript has 5 exons. Lineage: Eukaryota; Metazoa; Mollusca; Bivalvia; Ostreida; Ostreidae. Bases 1 to 558 code for a protein of 185 amino acids. The record is from RefSeq and is a predicted model, not a curated record.